GUAGAUUCCUGUUCUCGGGUGCAGUUGCUGUUGCAGGGAGAUGAUGAGCUGAGAACUUUGGCAAAAUGGAGAAGCACAACAUGAGGGCAGUGACCUAUGAUGAUGUGCAUAUCAACUUUACUCGGGAAGAGUGGAAUUUGCUGGAUCCUUCCCAGAAGAAUCUCUACAAAGAUGUGAUGCUGGAGACCUACAGGAACCUCACUACUAUAGAAUGCAUUUGGGAAGACCAUAAUAGUGAAGAACAUUGUCAAUUUUCUAGAAGACAUGAAAGAACACAUACUAGAGAGAAACCCUAUGAAUGUAAUCAGUGUGGUAAGGCCUAUGCUUACCGCAGUACUCUUCAAAGCCAUGAAAGAACACAUACUGGAGAGAAACCCUAUGAAUGUAAUCAAUGUGGUAAGGCCUUUGCACGGCAUAAUGCUCUUCAAUACCAUGGAAGAACACAUACUGGAGAAAAACCCUAUGAAUGUAACCAGUGUGGUAAAGCCUUUGCAGCUCAAAGUACUCUUCAAGUACAUAAAAGAAUACAUACUGGAGAGAAACCCUAUGAAUGUAAUGAAUGUGGUAAGGCCUUUGCAGUUCACAGUAAUCUUCAAAACCAUAAAAGAACACAUACUAGAGAAAAACCCUAUGAAUGUAAUGAGUGUGGGAAAGCCUUUGCAUCUCACAAUAAUCUUCAGAACCAUAAAAGAACACAUACUGGAGAGAAACCCUAUGAAUGUAAUCAGUGUGGUAAGGCCUUUGCACGACACAGUAAUCUUCAAAACCAUAAAAGAACACAUAGUGGAGAGAAACCCUAUGAAUGUAAUGAGUGUGGUAAGGCCUUUGCACAAUACAGUAAUCUUCAAAAGCAUAAAAGAACACAUACUGGAGAGAAACCCUAUGAAUGUAAAGAGUGUGGGAAGGCCUUUGCAUUUCACAGUAAUCUGAAAUGCCAUAAAAGAAUACAUACUGGAGAGAAACCCUAUGAAUGCAAUGAGUGUGGAAAGGCCUUUGCAACUCACGGUACUCUUCAAAACCAUAAAAGAACACAUACAGGAGAGAAACUGUAUGAAUGUAAUCAGUGUGGCAAUGCCUUUGCUGUUCACAGUAAUCUUCAAAGCCAUAAAAGAACACAUACUGGAGAAAAACCCUAUGAAUGUAAAGAGUGUGGGAAGGCCUUUGCAUCUCACAAUAAUCUUCAGAACCAUAAAAGAACACAUACUGGAGAGAAACCCUAUAAAUGUAAUGAGUGUGGUAAGGCCUUUGCAGCUUAUCGUACUCUUCAAGUACAUAAAAGAAUACAUACUGGAGAGAAACCCUAUGAAUGUAAUGAAUGUGGUAAGGCUUUUUCACAGUACAUUGUUCUUCAAUGCCAUAAAAGAACACACACUGGAGAGAAACCAUACGUAUGUAAUCAGUGUGGCAAGGCCUUUGCAUCUCACAGUAAUCUUCAAAACCAUAAAAGAACACAUACUGGAGAGAAACCCUAUGAAUGUAAUCAGUGUGGGAAGGCAUUUGCAGCUCGCAGUACUCUUAAAAGGCAUAAAAUAUCUCACUCUAGAUAGAAACUCUAUGAACUUAAUCAGUGUGGUAAGAGCGUUGCACAGCACAGUCAUCUUCAAAGGCAUAAAAGAACACACAAAAGAGAGAAACCCGAUGGAUGUAUUUCAUGUGGUAAAGCACAGUAAUCUUCAAAGGCUUAAAAGA
Microtus oregoni (creeping vole) is the source of this 1689-nucleotide messenger RNA. RefSeq names its product zinc finger protein 431-like. The record is from RefSeq and is a predicted model, not a curated record. The coding region runs from base 66 to 1547 and encodes 493 amino acids. Lineage: Eukaryota; Metazoa; Chordata; Mammalia; Rodentia; Cricetidae. Gene Ontology annotation, molecular function: DNA-binding transcription factor activity; RNA polymerase II cis-regulatory region sequence-specific DNA binding. The transcript has 5 exons. Gene Ontology annotation, biological process: regulation of transcription by RNA polymerase II.